This is a messenger RNA of Triticum urartu, 1446 nucleotides long. The record is from RefSeq and is a predicted model, not a curated record. NCBI's taxonomy places the organism in Eukaryota, Viridiplantae, Streptophyta, Magnoliopsida, Poales, Poaceae.
AUGGGUAGCCAAAAUAGAAUGCACACAAUCUGUUUUUUCGAUUGGUCCUUACGUGACUUGUAUUUUGUUUUUUAUAAUAUAAAUGAGACACGUAUUACCGUGAAAAAAAAGAAUGCGAACAGCCUGACGAAUGCAGGCACGUACCUCUACCUUAGAAUUUUACACGCGGACACACUGGUAAACGACAAUGCGCUCGGCCUCGACGUAGCUAGCGCCGAGGGCGCGCCGACCACGUCCCGCUCGUCCCCGAGAUAUUCUAUGCACUCCUUCGCAGUGCCAGCUAGGCAGCUCGCCAUCCUCGGUGGGACGUCGCGUCUCGGUUUCGGUCCAAUUUGUACGUAUGCAUGCACUCGUCUUCCCAACCGCAACAGGCCACCGGCUCGCAACCGCGCACGGGCUGAAGAUCCAAGCCCGGACUACUUUUUUGCACUAGCAGGCGAUUCAAAGUUGUUCACUAGUCGCUACCAUGAAUGCCCUGGCAUACAGUAUACUAAAUUACUUGGAUUCAACGAGAGCCCACCCGCUUUCCUAUCCUUCCCGGCCGGGGGCAUCAUUCCACGUAUGAAAGACGGCAUCAACUUUGCAUCGGGAGGGUCAGGGCUGCAGAACCAAACGGGCGAUCAUGUACGCGCACCGUGCGGGGGAGUCUACAGCAUGGCCGACCAACUGGAGGAGUUCAAGUUGGUCGUCAUGAUGCUGGGGAACGGCUCGUACGACCUCAUCUCGAGAUCGCUCUUCUUCAUCAGCGUCGGCAGCAACGACCUCUUCGAGUACGCCGACGCCAAGAACCCGCCUCCUAACCGCGACGACGCCGCCUUCCUGAAAUGCCUCGACGACUCUUACAGGACCUACCUACAGGAGCUGUAUGCGCUCGGGGCGAGGAAGUUCAGCAUCGUCAGCCCGUCGCUGGUGGGGUGCUGCCCGUCGCAGAGGGCGGCCGCGCUGCAACAUGACAAUGACUUGGACGAGCUCCACUGCUUCCGCCCGGCGAACAACCUCUCCAAGCGACUCUACACUUUGCUAGCCUCGACGCUCCAGGACCUCGGCGGCGAUCUGGAUGGCAUGCACUACUCCCUCUGCGACUCGGCAGGGAUGGCCGAGGGGGUCUUCACGCCCGGCGGCGCCAAAGACCUGACGGUGGUGGACACGGCCUGCUGCGCCGGCCCAGGGCCGUUCGGGCUGGGCCUGUGCAACACCACCGCCACGCUGUGCCCCAACCGCACCGACUUCGUGUUCUGGGACAGCUUCCACCCGACGGAGUAUGCGUCGGGUUUGGCCGCGUCCGCGCUCUUCGCCGACUCCGGCAAUUUCGUCCGCCCGAUCAACGUGGGGCAGCUGGCGGCGCUGUAGCGUGGAGAGCCGCGAGCGAUCCAUCUGGCCGUGCUCCGGCGACGGACGACUUGCUACUAUUGACUACGGAAUAAGUAGUGGUGUGGGACUACAGAG